AUGGGUGAUCUAUAUCUUCAAAUGGGUGAAUAUUCGAAAGCACUUCAAUUUUACGAAACGGCACUUAAAAUAAGACAUAAAGCACUGCCUUCGCACCAUCCUGAUUUGGCUGAAUCCUACAACAGCAUGGGUGAGGUGUAUCAUCACAUGGGUGACAACGCGAAAGCACUUGAACUUUACGUGGUAGCACUUAAAACAUCCGAGAAAACCCUGCCUUCAAAUCACCCUGCUUUGGCUACUUUUUACAACAACAUCGGUCUUGCGUAUGGCAAUAUGAGUGAACACUCCAAAGCACUUGAGUUUUACGAAAAGGCAAUAAAAACCUACGGCAAAGCUCUACCUUCAAAUCAUCCUGCUUUGGCCACUUUUCACAACAAUAUCGGUCUUGCGCAUAACCACAUGGGUGAACAUUCGAAAGCACUUGAAUUUUACGAAGAAGCACUUAAAAUAAGAGAUAAAGCAUUACCCUCGCAUCAUCCUGAUUUGGCUGUAUCCUACAAUAACAUUGGUACAGUGUAUCAAAACAUGGGUGAUUACGCGAAAGCACUUGAAUUGUACGAUAAAGCAAACGAAGUUUUGAAAAAAACUCUACUCCCCAACCAUCCCCAUUUGGCUACUUCGUACUGCAACAUCGGCCAAGUUUAUUACAACAUGGGUGACUAUUUAAAAGCACUUGAGUUUUACGACAAAGCAUUUAAAAUAAGAGAAGAAGCUCUAUCUUCGAACCAUCCUGAUUUGGGUACUGUCUACAACAACAUCGGUCUAGUACAUAACAACAUGGGUGACUAUUUAAAAGCACUUGAGUUUUACGACCAAGCACUUAAAAUAAGAGAAGAAGCUCUCCCUCCAAAUGAUCUUGAUUUGGCUACUGUCUACAACAACAUCGGUCUUGCGUAUAACAACAUGGGUGAACACUCGAAAGCACUUGAAUUUUACGAAAAAGCACUUAAAAUAAGAGAUAAAGGAUUGCCCUCGCAUCAUCCUGAUUUGGCUGCAUCCUACAACAACAUUGGUACAGUGUAUCAAAACAUGGGUGAUUACGCGAAAGCACUUGAAUUGUACGAUAAAGCAAACGAAGUUUUGAAAAAAACUCUACUCCCCAACCAUCCCCAGUUGGCUACUUCGUACUGCAACAUCGGCCAAGUUUAUUACAACAUGGGUGACUAUUUAAAAGCACUUGAGUUUUACGACAAAGCACUUAAAAUAAGAGAAGAAGCUCUAUCUUCGAAUCAUCCUGAUUUGAGUACUGUUUACAACAACAUCGGUCAAGUUUAUUACAACAUGGGUGACUAUUCACAAGCACUUCAAUUUUACGACAAAGUACUUAAAAUAAGUGAAAAACUUCUCCCUCCAAAUCAUACUCAUUUAGCUGCUGCCUACAACAACAUCGGUCAAGUGUAUAACAACAUGGGUGACUAUGCAAAAGCACUUGAAUUUUACAAUAGCUCUUAUACAAUCUUAGAAAAAUUGCUUCCGAUCACACAUCCUAGCUUGGCCUCUUUCUACAACGACAUCGGUCAAGUUUAUUACAACAUGGGUGACUAUUCAAAAGCACUUGAGUUUUACGACCAAGCACUUAAAAUAAGAGAAGAAGCUCUCCCUCCAAAUCAUCCCGAUUUGGCUACUGUCUACAAUAACAUCGGUCUAGUACAUAACAACAUGGGUGACUAUUUAAAAGCACUUGAGUUUUACGACAAAGCACUUAAAAUAAGAGAAGAAGCUCUAUCUUGUAAUCAUCCUGAUUUGGCUACUGUCUACAACAACAUUGGUCUAGUACAUAACAAUAUGGGCGACUACUCGAAAGCACUUGAAUUUUACGAAAAAGCACUUAAAGUCUACGCAGAAGCUCUGCCUCCGAAUCAUUCCCAUCUGGCUACUUUGUAUACCAACGUCGGUACCGUGUAUUAUUACAUGGGUGACUAUUCGAAAGCGCUUGAAUUUCACGAAAAAGCACUCAAAGUAAGAGAAAAAGCUCUGCCUCCGAAUCAUCCUGAUUUGGCUGUUGGUUACUUGAGUUUUGCAGCAUGUUACGAAAGAAUGGGUGAUUACGCAGCUGCUCUUAAUGCUGUUCAAAGUGCUUUUGAAGUUCAGGAAAAAGCAUUUGAAGAAGAUAAUCCAGCUUUUGAUACAACAUACAGUUGGUUUGGAAGAGUUUAUCAGGAUAUGAAGGAUUAUUCAGGAGCACUACUUUGCUUUGAAAAGUGUCUUGUAAUAGCGCAGCGAACAUUAUCUGAAGGGCAUCCGUAUCAGGCUAUUAAAUACAGUAAUAUUGGUGAUGUUCAUCGAUUAAUGGGAGAUUAUGAAAUGGCAGUUUCGUUCCAUCGGAAAGCGUUAAAUAUUGCAGAAAAUAUUCAAUGUAAUUCUCUAGAAUGUGCAAAGAUAUACACAAAUUUAGGUGAAACUUAUCGACAAAUGGAAGAUUAUUCAACUGCAUUGACAUAUUUCGAAAAAGGAUUAGAAAUACGUGAAAAUAAACUACCAAAAAAUCAUCCUGAUUUAGCUGUAAUCUAUCAUAAUUUGGCGAAAUUAUAUUUGGCCAGUAGACAAUAUAGUAUGGCAAAGAAAAAUGUUCAACAAGCGGUAGAAAUUGCUCACCAGAAACUGCCUUCGAAUCAUCCUCAUCUAUUGGACUAUCAAGAAACAUUUGAAAAAAUUCCAAAGAAAUUUUAA
Messenger RNA from Rotaria sordida, 2670 nucleotides. The record is from the annotation of a GenBank genome assembly. Lineage: Eukaryota; Metazoa; Rotifera; Eurotatoria; Philodinida; Philodinidae.